This is a messenger RNA of Thunnus maccoyii (southern bluefin tuna), 3524 nucleotides long. RefSeq lists its product as uncharacterized. Lineage: Eukaryota; Metazoa; Chordata; Actinopteri; Scombriformes; Scombridae. The record is from RefSeq and is a predicted model, not a curated record. Gene Ontology annotation, biological process: protein polyubiquitination; ubiquitin-dependent protein catabolic process. The transcript is spliced from 20 exons. Bases 1 to 3318 code for a protein of 1105 amino acids. Gene Ontology annotation, molecular function: protein binding; ubiquitin protein ligase activity.
AUGGACAACUGUGAUUUGGAGAAGCUUUCCGUCUCCUGUGGGAAUCUACAGCCAGCUUUCACUCCAGAAGUCACAGAUUACAAAAUGACAGUGGAGAGCAAUGUCAACAAAGUGAUUCUGGACCUGAUUACUAGUGAUUGUGGGGCUUCAUACAGUGUUCUCUUUGGUGACGGCUCCAGCACCAUUAAACUCAAUGAUGGGUUGAACAGGGUAGAGAUUGAGGUGGUAGCUGAAGAUGGUACUAUAAAGAAAUACUGUGUGGAAAUCACUAAGCUCUCUGCAAAGAUUGCAGAGCUCAGUCAUCUGGCUUUGGAAGGAGAUUUCCCUCUUCAUCCUGCAUUUUGUCCUAAAAUCUAUGAAUACAAUAGUGUUGUCACCUUUCAUUGUAAUGCUGUGACCCUGAUUCCUAAGGUGCCAGACAAAAACAUAAAAGUUACAGUGAAUGGGGCAGACAGCUCACAACCAGUCCCACUGAAUUUUGGAGACACUGUGGUGGAGAUCACAGUUUGUUCAGCAGAUGGCAGUAAUUCACAGGUGUACACAGUGUUGGUGACUCGAGAGCUUAUUCCCAUGGCUGUGACCUUCACUGAUGGGAAACAGCAGCUGGACUAUGAAUGUCCAGUAUCCCUGAGUGCUUUUUAUAGGCCUGUAUCUAUCAACCACAGUGACCCAAAGCACAUCUUCUCGAGGCCUUAUAUCGAGAUGCUGGCACGAAGAUCGAAAGUGGACCCACUUAGUGAUUGUCCUCUGGGAGACGCCUGGAAGGUCACUGAAGUGGACCUUGACAGGAGGAUGUCUGCUGCUCUGAUCAAGUGCUUCUUUAAUUACCGAGGAUGUGAAAGUGUGAUGAAACUGUCUGAGCUGGGGUCACACUCUCUGGACUGUCCACAGAAGCCCACAGGGGACCUGGAUGCAAAGGAUGUCACAGAGACGACUUGGUAUAAGAAGCACUUUGCAUCAUCCAAUUGCUUGGAAAUAGAGACUAAACACAUUUCGGAGGUGCGUAACUGGGAGAAAAGACUACAGAUGACAGCAGGAGAAGACGAUGUGGAUAAGCUGUGUUCUUUGGCCCAGGAUCACCUGAAACUCUACCGGCAAUGCUUGCCAAAACCAGGGGACAUUUUGCAGUAUGAGGACAAGCAGUCUCCUCUUCAUAGCCUGGAACAAGCUGCUGUCUACUAUGCAUCAGCUAUCAGACUCAGCUCCAGAGAUGCCAGACUCCACUUCCUCCUGGGGCUCGUUCUAGAGGAGCAGCACUACGCUACAGAGAUGUACGGCCUCCAGAAGAAGGUUGACAAGGACAGAGAUGAAUUAAGCGAUGCUAAAUCAACAGCGCGUCAGGAUGACAUCCUGGCUGUGUGUAAACUCCACGGUUUCCUCGGCACUCCCACCACAGAGAACCAGCUUCAGGCCUUGGAUAAAGAGUAUCAGCAGCUGAGAGAGCAGGGCCAGUCCAGCAAAGCAGAUUAUGUUCAAACACUCUACAUUUGGCUCUCCAAGAAAACUGGCAAGGACAGCGGUGCAGCUGUGCGGGAUGAGGAGAACUGCGUCCACCGGGCCCUGAUGAAAUACCUGGACGCCUGGUCUCUGAGUCCAGACAGCUGGGAGUAUAACCUCCAUGUAGGAAGGCUGCUGCUGCUGCAGGGAAGGAGCAGGGAAGCCCUUCAGCAUCUCCAGAGCGGCCUAGCAUUACGCCCCCUACAUCCGACACUCAGGUUCUUCACAGGGCUGGCUCUGCUGCAGCAGGAGCAAAAAGUCUCCGAGGACACAGAGAAGGAGGCUGCUCUGUUCUUACAACAGGGACUGGAGCACUUUAUCAGCCAGCGCUGCAACAGGAGCUGGGUGGAGCAGGAUCCAUCAGACCCUCUAUCCAGCUUCAGCACACAGUUCCUGCGAGGCCUCCUCACUCUGGGCCAGCUGCAGCAGAGGAACACGCUGGCAGGGAAGGCCAUGAGUGCUGAACAAGUCUAUCACACUGUAGCCGUGCUGACUGCCCAGAGUGUGAGUCGGUGUGUGUGUCGUGGUGAGGUGAGCGGGCAGCUGGAGUGGGUGCUGCUGGAUGCUCACUUUGCCCUGCUGCAGAGGCUGAUCCAGCAGAGUGAGUGCCAGGCCAAGACUGGCAUUGAGAAGCAGUCUCUGGUGGCAAAGAGAUGCCAGGCCCUCACAGCUCUUAUACGCCUCACCUCUAUCGCCCCCUGUCAGGAGCUGCUGGACAUGCAGGAGAAGGUAUGCCAGCUUGCGGUAGUGACCACGCCUCGAGACAGUCACGCCUUGUGUCUCCUGGGUUUGGCACAGCUGGCUCAAUAUGAUAACAAUCCAAAUUCGGACAGGUCAAAGGUCGCCAUAGCUGAUGCCUGCCUCAGCUUCCAGGCCAGCAUUGAGUUAGAAAACAGAAGUCAGAGCGGAGAGCCUCCUGAACAGUUAAGCAAACAAAAUUGGUGGCAGACUCGACUGGAGGCUGAAAACAAGAUAGCCGCCAAGCAGUCCAUCACCCCACGAGCGGGAAUGAAGGGGCCUUCUGACACCAGUGCGGCUAAGAGAGGAGCUAAGCAAGGUCAGGGAGGGCCUGGUCAAGGGCGGGCGGCAGUAGCUGUAUCCAAAGCUCCUGCUUCGCUGGCCCCCAUUAGGGGAGGGAAAGCUGCCCGGCCUCCAGCCAAAACCCCAGCAGCCAGGGGUAGAGCUGGAGCAGCAGCAAAGCCAGACAGAUCAGCCAAACCUUCCAACAACAGUAUUAAACCCCAGCUCCCUUCCAGCAAGUCUAAACAGGACUGUUGUUCCAAUACUGUUGAGACAACAGAGGAGCCUGCUGUGGCAGACAGAGUCAGUGCGUCCAGACCAGUGAACCGCAGGUCUCACAUCUCACGGCUGGGUCUGGCCCGCGCCCUCUCCCGCUCUGUAGAGGCCCAGGACCAGGCAAAGCAGCUCUACCAGGAGGUCAUCUCCAUGGCACCAGGGGUCCAUGAUGCAUACAUCGAGCUUGUGCAGCUGCUGGAGCCGUCGGACCCUCAGGCUGCAGUGGAGGUGUACUGCAGUUUCCCUCUGAAGCCUGUGGCUGAACAAAGCUUCGACGACGCCUUCAUCACAGGAGAGAUCGUCCGCAUGCUGAUGAUGCUGGAGCUGUAUGACCACCCGCAGCUGGGCCCCAACCUCGUAGCAUAUGGCAAAGUCAUGGGCCUAAGUUGCAUUGAGAAAUAUAUCGACAUCUUGGAUGGAAAGUCCAUGACUAAGCUGCUGAAGAGCGUUUACGCGAGGAUCCAUGACAGACAAGAAGAUGAUGAGGAUCUACAGGACUUCUUCAAGUUCAAAUGCUGGAUAUGAUCAUUCUGGUAACUCGGUACUGAAUAGCUGUAUUAAUCUUUUUGAAUCCUUGAGUGAGUCACAGUUUAACAUGUUUGGUUUCUCUGUACCAAAAAUACUUUUCUGUCUUUUCUUUUCUUCUUCUGUCCUCUGCUGGUAAGACAGUUCCUAUGCUUACAUACACGGUUCUUUGCUCGACUUUACUUGUUAUAAAAAACUUGAGACAA